AAAACAUAGAACGUCCAAGCCUUUUAGCACAUUGUAUUAAACGAUUCUUCAUCGCAGAUGACUAUAAUUCGAUAGUGUUCCUGACAUGGCGCCUUUAAACGAAUCAGAGUUAGGUGCGUUGAUGUGUGGUUGAAAAAAGCAAACAAGCCGCGCAAUGUACUGUUGAGUCUCCGGAAGUGGCGUACCCAGGCAAGACACAGCAACGCCAGAAAAUAACGUGAACUGGAACGCGCUGGUCCUGGAGGGGCCGGCCGGAACGCGCACGCCGGCCCAUGGGGACACAUUGGUCCCAGAGAAACUGCAGCCUCCUGCCCCUCCCGGAGACCGAGGGUAGGGGGCGGCGUAGGGGUGAGCUGAGAGAUGACGACUCUCUGGAUGGCCGGGACCGGCAGGAGGACAUCGCGCAGUUUCCCUACGUGGAGUUCACGGGCCGGGACAGCAUUACGUGCCCGACAUGUCAAGGCACCGGCAGAAUACCUUCGGGCCAGGUAAAUGAGCUGGUGGCACUGAUUCCCUACAGUGAUCAGAGGCUGCAGCCCCAGAGAACGAAGCUGUAUGUGGUCCUGUCCGUGGUGUUGUGCCUGCUGGCCUCUUCGCUGGUGGCCUUCUUCAUGUUCCCACGCUCUGUGCUGAUUGAGGACGAUGGGAUACGCACCGUGACCGUCCUCUUCGACCGCGAAAAUAGCAAAGUCAUCAUCAACAUGACCAGCACCUUGAACAUCAGCAACUCCAACUUCUUCACAGCGCUGGUGGAUAGUGUGAACUGCCAGGUGCUGUACAUGAAGACGGUCAUUGGUACGCAGCAGCUGGAUAACGUCAUCAGCAUUCUGCCCCUCAGCCAGAGACAGAUGAACUUCACUGUGAGCAUGGAGAUCAGCGGGAGCCUGUCCUAUGUUUAUGCGUUCUGUACCAUGGCCAGCAUCAAAGUGCACAACAUCGUGGUUUUCAUGCAGACCUCUGUAAAGACCUCGUACAUGGUACGCACCGCGCAGAACACCCUGGAGGUGUACCGCUACAUCGACUGCGGGGCCAACUACACCGUCCGCCAGACCCCCUGGCUGCUCUGACCCCCGACCCCCCCUCGCCUGCAAAGCACUCUGGGAGCCCGGGGCCGCGUUCUGUGACGGACAGGAACGCACUUUGGUUUGCUGCGUGGGUUUCUUUAUUUCUCUUUUGUUUUUGCACUGUCAUACGGGGCAGAGUUGUGCUGUCUCAGACUGCAGUGUAUUAAAUCCCUCUCCCAUCAUGCCUGCUCCUCUUCUCUCAGGCCUACUCCUGCUCUCUCAGACCUGUGCGCUCCUCAUCUGACCACAGGCUUAGUGUUCACUGCUCAUUUGAACAUAUAGCUGCCCUGGACAUUUUGGCCUGCAAGUUUUUCAUGAACAACUUUUUCUUUGGGGAGAAAAAUGGGUUAAUUUGAGAAGAGAGGUGUAUUUUUUAUGUUUGCUGUGGAGGGUGAUUACGAGAGGGAUUUGCACACCUUAGAAAGGGUACUGUUUUUUUGGUCUUUUUUGUUUUCUUGGGAGAUUUAGUUGUACAGCAUUAUUUUGUAAAAGGUAUAGGAUGAUGGCUAUUUUUUAACUUGGGGAUAAUAAUUUGGAUUAGAACGGAACACACGGGUGCGUGUUUAACUGUGUGGGGAAUUCCAAUUGGCUUAACUCCGUAAGAAUUCCGUUUCCAGCAAAUUAACAGAGUAAUAUAUAUUUCUAAUAUACAUUUAUUCACAUAUUUUGGUGCAAAUGAUCACAUGCUCCUGUUUAUUGUGAUGGAAAUGUUCUUGUAAUUUGGUAAUGCCCUUAAGAGGCUGUCACUUUUAGGUAUCCUUUGAGGGACUGGACAUCAGCAAUACCUCAGUCUAUUCAAUCAAAGCACAGUGCUGUUUGUCCAUAACCCAAUAAAUGAAUCAAAAUGUCUUCCCA
Messenger RNA from Conger conger (European conger), 1919 nucleotides. RefSeq names its product transmembrane protein 106C-like. The record is from RefSeq and is a predicted model, not a curated record. The transcript has 8 exons. Bases 273 to 1067 code for a protein of 264 amino acids. Lineage: Eukaryota; Metazoa; Chordata; Actinopteri; Anguilliformes; Congridae.